CUGCCUAAAAAACGGAGCCAUGCAGCCAGGGAAGCAGUUGCGAUAUGAUCAUGGCCAUGGCGUGGGUCCUGCUGCUGGUAACUGCAGGGCUAAGCAUGGCCACAGCUGGCCCCGUCCCCACUUCUAAGCCCGCCACAACCUGGAAGGGCUGUGACAUUGGCAGGUUCAAAUCUCUGUCACCACGGGAGCUGGAAGCCUUCAAGAUGGCCAAGGAUGCCUUGGAAAAUUCACUAAAAAACUGGAGUUGCAUCUCCCGCCUCUUUCCUAGAAACCGGGACCUGAGACAGCUGCAGGUGUGGGAGCGCCCCGUGGCCUUGGAGGCUGAGCUGACCUUGACCCUAAAGGUCCUGGAGACCAUGGCUGAUAGGUUCCAGGGGGGCAUCCUGGACCAGCCCCUUCACACUCUGCGCCACAUCCACUCUGAGCUCCAGGACUGUGUCAAGGCUCAGCCCAUAGUAGGCCCUCAGCCCCGAGACCGCCUCCACCACUGGCUGCACCGGCUUCAUGAGGCCUCAAAGAAGGAGUCUCAAGGCUGCCUCGAGGCCUCUGUCCUGUUCAACCUCUUCCGCCUCCUCAAAAAGGACCUGGAAUGUGUCGCCAGUGGAGACCUGUGUGUCUGAGGACCUGGACCCACCCCCAGCCCAUGUGGGACCCCAGACCUUAAUUGAUACACUAAGCCCCAGCCCUGCCUUAAGUUAUUUCCUCUCCCCCCUUAUUUAUGAAGCCGGAGUGCU
This is a messenger RNA of Lontra canadensis (Northern American river otter), 734 nucleotides long. It is a transcript of the gene IFNL1, whose product is annotated as interferon lambda 1. Gene Ontology annotation, biological process: defense response to virus; positive regulation of immune response; innate immune response. NCBI's taxonomy places the organism in Eukaryota, Metazoa, Chordata, Mammalia, Carnivora, Mustelidae. Gene Ontology annotation, molecular function: cytokine activity. The record is from RefSeq and is a predicted model, not a curated record. The transcript is spliced from 5 exons. Bases 45 to 620 code for a protein of 191 amino acids.